AUGGAGAUGUUGCAGAUGAUUCCUACCAUAGCUGGAAAGAUUCGCAAAGGCAUAAAUGAGCGAGGAAUCUUGUAUUACAAUAACCUUAUCGAUGAACUUCGAGCUAAUGGUUUAACGCCAGCUGUAACUAUUUUUCACUGGGAACUUCCCCAAGCACUUGAAGAAGAGUACGGUGGCUUCCUGAGUCCUAAUGUUAUACAAGAUUACGUAGACUUUGCAAACUUGUGCUUUCAGAGAUUUGGCGAUCGAGUAAAAUUAUGGAUCACGUUCAACGAGCCAUUUACUUAUAGUCAAUUCGGUUACGACAACGGAAUAAUAGCCCCGGGAAGAUGUUCGCCAUGGGUGGAUCCGACUUGCACCGGAGGGGAUUCCGGUACCGAGCCUUAUAUUGUCACACAUCACCAACUAUUGGCUCAUGCAGAAGCAGUUCAUCUAUACAGGAGAAGAUAUCAGCCCCAUCAAAAAGGUAUAAUCGGGAUGUCAAAUGUGGCUAUAUGGAUGGUGCCUUUGACAAAUUCGUCUCAGGAUGGCCGUGCAUCUAUUCGUGCCCUAGAUUUUAUGUUCGGAUGGUUUGUGAAUCCUAUAGUAUAUGGUGAUUAUCCAGCGGAGAUGAGAGUGCUUGUUGGCGACCGUCUACCUAAAUUUACUCCUAAGCAAUCUAGGCGACUAAAAGGAUCGUAUGAUUUCCAUGGCCUGAAUUAUUACACUGCCUUAUAUGCUUCACAACUUACCAGCCCUCCCAAUACGAGUUAUGUAAGAUACAUAACAGACGGCCAUGUUAAUCUCUCAGCUAGUCGCAAUGGCAAGCUUAUCGGGCAACAGGCUCGGAUUGGCUUCAUAUGUAUCCACGAGGAAUUUAUCAUCUCCUACACUAUGUAA
Molecule: messenger RNA, 879 nt
Organism: Oldenlandia corymbosa var. corymbosa
Lineage: Eukaryota; Viridiplantae; Streptophyta; Magnoliopsida; Gentianales; Rubiaceae
Source: the annotation of a GenBank genome assembly